Messenger RNA from Cygnus olor (mute swan), 4077 nucleotides. RefSeq names its product SH2 domain containing 2A (gene SH2D2A). The coding region runs from base 589 to 1914 and encodes 441 amino acids. Gene Ontology annotation, cellular component: cytoplasm. The record is from RefSeq and is a predicted model, not a curated record. The transcript is spliced from 8 exons. NCBI's taxonomy places the organism in Eukaryota, Metazoa, Chordata, Aves, Anseriformes, Anatidae.
GCGGCCGUGGGGCUGGGGACGCACCGUGGGCUCCGCGCAAAGCCCCCGCGCCAGGGCUGCAAACCAGCUCCAGCCCCAAAGCUCUGUGCAGCUGCAGGGCUGGGCCUUGCGGGGGGGAACCAGGGCGCAGAUGGGACAAAUAAAGAGCUUUUUGUGGGUGCAGACGUGCUGCGGGGCGGGCGGCCAAGGGGGUGGCUGCAGCCCCAGCCCCCUCGGCUGCAGCUUGCCCCCAUCAGCACGGACAUCACCGGGCACAACCCGCGCUCCCCUGGUGACCCCUCAAGGCUUUGCAGCACGAAAUCAGCAGCCGAUGUUGCUCGGGGCAGAGAGGGAGGAGGGCAAGGAGACGUCCCCAAAGUGCCCCCGCCGGCGCCGGUGCCACCCGCAGCCCCACGCCGCCUUUCCGUGACGUCGGCCCCUCCUCGCCCCGCGGUGCAGCUCCUUCGCUCGCCGCUUCCUGCCCCCGGCGGCGGCGCAACCACGGGCGAGGCGGCAGCAUUGCCCCACCGCCAGCGCCCCUGGCCCCACACGGACCCCGGUUCCUGCCCCGGGCUUCGGGGUCCCGGCCGGCGGAGGGACAUUGGCCCCAUGGAUGACGACCGCCCCCUCUUCAGCACCUUCAGACCUGAGGACAACGCAGCCAGCACCCAGCCGGGGCACGGCGCGACCCCGCUGCAGCCCCCGAGAGCGGAGCAGCCCCCGGAGCAACGAGAUGCUCAGGGCAGGGCGCCGCCGGGGUGGCCCCCGCCCGGGGGGGGCGCGCAGCCGGAGCUGGUGGCCCUGUGGGCGCGCACCAGGCUGUGGUUCGAGCAGACGCAGGCCAGGAGGCUGGGGGCCGAGGGCGAGCUCCCAGCCUGGUUCCACGGCUUCAUCAGCCGCAGGGAGACGGAGCAGCUGCUGCAGGACCGGCCGCCGGGCUGCUUCUUGGUGCGCUUCAGCGAGAGCACCGUGGGCUUCGUCCUGUCCUACAGGGGCAGGGAGCGCUGCCGGCACUUCGUGCUGGACCAGCUGCCCGACGGGCGCUACGUGAUCCUGGGCGAGCGCAGCGCCCACGCCGAGCUGGCCGCGCUGCUGCGGCACUACGCCGCCGCGCCCGUCGCGCCCUACCACGAGUUCCUGACGGUGCCGUGCCCACGGGACAAGCCCCACAGGGGGGUGCAGCCCCCCGGCAGCAGCUCCCCAUUGCCAGCGACCCCGCCGGCGUACAGCACCGUGGCCAAGCGGCCGCCGGGAGCCGGGCAGGCGGCGGGGGACGGCACCGAGGGAGGCUCCGGGGAGGCUCCCGGCACCCCCCCGCCGCUCCCGGCCAAGGUGGGCUCCUCGUCAGCCCCCCAGGGGCCACGCAGCCGGGCCAGGAGCGGAGGAGCAGCCCCCGAGGGUCCCUACGCGCAGGUGCAGCGCGAAGCCGUCCCCGCCGAGCCGCCCGAGGCCAAGUACCAGCAGCUCGUGCGCUUCCACACCUACGCGGAGCCCCGCGAGUGCGCGGAGCCGGAGGAGCCCAUCCCCUUCUACGCCAUGGGCCGGGGCUGCGGCCCCGCUCCCGAGGAGAACGUCUACUCCGAGGUGGCGCUGGCCCAGCGGGAGCUGCCCCCCCUGCUCCCCAGGGGGGCGCGGGGCCCCAUCUCCACGCUGCCCCCCAAGGCGCAGGCGCCCACCGAGCCCGCGCGCCGCCGGCUCUUCCGCAGCUUCUCCAGCCAAGCUUCCAGGAGGAGGCAGCCCCCCGCGGCUCCCACCGUGGGCGGUGGGCAGAGAGGAGCCCCCAGCCCACCCCUGGAGGCCCCAAGGAACCCCUCGCUGGAGUUUGAUGACCCCGUUUACGGCCAGAGGAAGAGCAGUGCCACGAGAACUGCAGCCCCCGCGGGGCAGGAGGGGCAGGAGAACAUUUACGAGCAGCUUUCCGGAGAGCGGCCCUGAGGCGCGCAGGUGGGUCCACGGGAAGACCCGGCCGCCUGCCCGCGCCACGUCCACCUCCUCUGCACAGCUGCGAGCCCCUUUUUGUGGGGCAGAGCCCCACGGAAGGAGCAGCCCCGCUGCAGAAACCGGCACCUCGGCAGCCCCGGACCCACGGGCAGCACCCGACAGCUCCGCGCCGGGAUUCGUGCGCCCUUCCCCACGGGGCAUCCUGCUUGCCUGAGCCCUGCGAGACUGCUAGGAGGGGACAGGAAGAACGCGUUUAAUUCAUCUUCGCAGAAGGAGAUGGCUAUGAAUAGAAGCGGGGCGGAGGAAGAGGCUGUUAUAGUCAAAACAGACUGGUUCCAGCAGGGCUGGUGCCUCCGGAUCCUGACGUUGAGCUGGCCACGAGCCGGAGCGGUGCCACGAGCCCAGAACUGCCCGCAGGUGCCUCCAAGCUCGGCCACAAAAGCCACGAAAAGCCACGAAACCCGGGGCCGCCCCACGGUGCUGCCCGCGCCCCCUGAGCCCCGACCUCCUCGCCCCGGCCGCAGUGCCACCGGCUGAGCGCGGCUCCGGCGGGGUCCUGGUGCGGGCAGCCUGGCCAGAAGGGAGCCAAAGACCCGAGCUCGGACGUGUUGGAGCUUCAAAGCAGGGAGGGGAAGGGAGGCCGGGGGUUACCGCUUGGAAAAUCGCUGCUGGUUUUUCCCGCGAGCCUUUCUUCGGUGCCUCUUAACCCGCCGAAAGCGGAGCAAAACUCAAGCUGCCAUCGCCCUCCGCGUAGCUUCACUCUAGUGUUAAAAAUGAGCAAUUACACGGCGAAACGGGAAAAACGCGAGCCUCUGGAAGCUGCCCUCGUCCCCCGGGUCAUUGCAGAAGCCAGGCUGGGUGAAGAGACGCUGGCAGCACAGCCCCAGCCCCGGGACAGAGCCUCUCGCCCCACACCUGGGGGCAAAGCCCCAGCAGGCAAAAGCCCCCCCGGUGCUGCUGCCCCGGCUUCGGGGACUGCUCCGUACCCAGAGGAGGAAAAACCCAACACCGGGGAACAGCCCCCGGUGCAGCAGGGCUGGGUUUUGUGUCCAGCAUCAGGGCAACGUGGGCAAGACCUGGCUUUUUUUAACAACGACGACAAAAAAAAAAAAAAAAAAACCACAGCAGAGAGCACGAGCCGCGGAGCUGCUGCUUGGCAUCGCUGCGUUUGGCAACGGCCCCGGGCCGAGCGUUUUGGCACCAGCUCUGCCCAAAAGCAGCCGGGGAAGGCAGGAUGCUGCGAAGGUGCUUCAGCGAGGAGAGCCCGGGAGAAGGGACAGCACCGCCUCGAGCAAGGAGUCGAGCACCUCGCGCUGGAAACAGGUGUGGUUUGGUUCAUUUAAAAGUUUAUUCCUUUAUCAAAUCUCUUUCCAGAGGAUUUCACUGUACAUAUAAGAUAUGAAUAAAUUACUCAACAGUAACUUUAUUCUGGUCAUUCAGAUACUCCAAACGGGCUCUGCAAAGUACUAAAACAUCCAGGGAGCUAAACUAGAAAUCGGGUUAUCUUCAAAUAGUCUAAGAAAAGAACUCAUUCAUCAGGGUUUGGUUUCGUUUGCUUGUUUUUAACAGGUAACACGGGAGAAAAAAACAACCUCCUGGAGUUCUUCUAAAUGGAAUAACAAACAUUAGCCGUUCUAGCUGCAGUUACAACAAAUAUAACCCUUAGUGUCGGGAAUGUAAGUUAAAUAACCAGACCAGCUCUCUGUUCCCUCCGGCAUCGCACGCUCUGGUGAACAACGAACCAAGAGAGGCCACAGAGAUUUGGCUACAGCUGCACGGGUCUGGCCAGCAAGGUUGCACAGGAUUUGCAGUCAUCCCACCUAGCCCUGAUACCUUAAAUAAAAGAUUUCAUUUUAAAAAGUUACGGCUGGACACGGUCUCCUCUUCCCAGCCAGCGGGGUCAGGUUAACAUUUAAUCAGAUACGACGCCUUUAGAGGAAAGGGAAUUGAUACAAACGAGCUAAAGAGCUGGAGGAAAAAAAAAAAAAGUACAGUAGGCAGCUUUCGUCUGUGCCUGCUCGCAGGAAAUGCUGCUUCACUCACUGAGCUCCCUGCCAGCUGCGCCGCGAGACGCUGGGAACACUCGGUUCAACAAGCGUGGAGACCAGAUUGUUACAGCACUGGAGGCCUUGGGUCAGGGGGAGGAGGAAAAAGGGG